Messenger RNA from Penicillium alfredii, 912 nucleotides. It is a transcript of the gene aspf2, whose product is annotated as major allergen Asp F2. NCBI's taxonomy places the organism in Eukaryota, Fungi, Ascomycota, Eurotiomycetes, Eurotiales, Aspergillaceae. Gene Ontology annotation, molecular function: zinc ion binding; integrin binding; metallopeptidase activity. The coding region runs from base 1 to 912 and encodes 303 amino acids. Gene Ontology annotation, cellular component: cell surface; fungal-type cell wall; extracellular region. The record is from RefSeq and is a predicted model, not a curated record. The transcript is spliced from 3 exons.
AUGGCACUCCUACUCAAUCUUUUACUUUGCUCCGCGGCCAUUGGUGUUGCUCUACCUGCCACUGGGCAUACAGAGAACGCCUCUUCUCAUCCAUUUUCCCAAAUGGCACUUGCUCCUUGGGACGCUGGAGCCGUUAGCCAAUACCCUAUCCAUUCGAGCUGCAAUGCAACCCAGCGCCGGCAGAUCGAGUUGGGUCUCAAUGAAACCAUCGCCCUCGCAGAACAUGCCAAAGCUCACAUCCUACGAUGGCGCAAUGAAAGCGAGAUCUACCGAAAAUAUUUUGGCAACCGCCCGUCAAUGGAACCUGUUGGUGCCUUCGAUAUCGUGAUCAACGGCGACAAAGAAAAUGCCCUCUUCCGCUGUGACAAUCCGGACGGAAAUUGCGAUCUCGAUGGUGAAAAGAACUAUUCCUUCCGCUACGCUGGACAUUGGCGCGGUGAGAAUGGGACCGGCGAAACCGUUAUCUGCGACCUUAGCUAUGAAGCUCGUCGCUCGCUUUCAACUAUGUGUGCGCUUGGAUACACUGUGUCGGGCUCUGAAACCAACACUUUCUGGGCUUCUGACCUUCUGCACCGGCUCUAUCAUCUACCUACUUUUGGACAGGACUGGAUUGAUCAUUUUGCAGAUGGAUAUAAAGAAGUGGUGGAUCUAGCGGCAAAGACUCCGAUUCGGUCCACCCGCGACUCGGAAACACUUCAAUACUUUGCGUUGGAGGUAUAUGCGUUUGAUAUAUCUGUUCCUGGGAUCGGAUGUCCUGGGGCUCAGAAUCAUCAGCAUAGUAGCGAAGAGAAGCCUACGACCUCUCAGAAUCAGCCGAGUGCCACUGGGACUACCAGCGAGCCACCUUCCAAGACAUCGGAAGUGCCUGCUAACUGCCAUACACACGAUGGAGGUGAACUUCACUGCACUUGA